This is a messenger RNA of Neodiprion virginianus, 1748 nucleotides long. Its product is annotated as putative esterase C31F10.02. Gene Ontology annotation, molecular function: fatty acyl-CoA hydrolase activity. NCBI's taxonomy places the organism in Eukaryota, Metazoa, Arthropoda, Insecta, Hymenoptera, Diprionidae. Bases 106 to 555 code for a protein of 149 amino acids. The transcript is spliced from 4 exons. The record is from RefSeq and is a predicted model, not a curated record.
CUACUUCCCAAAUGACGAUUUGUACAGUCAUACGACUUCAUCGGUGAUGGUUUAGAAAUCGAUUGCCACAAGUCGUCAUCUCCGAGACUUGUAUAGUCGGUAACCAUGACUCGCGGUGCAGAAUUCCUCAAACUAAUAGCGGAAUAUAUAAGUAAGACGAAAAAAUUCGAGCGCAAUCUCAAAAUGCUGAAUUAUCUUUCUUUGGAAAACGGACAGGCCAAAGUAAAAUUCACUGUAACCGAAGAUCACAUCAAUACUGAAGGACACUUACAUCCAGGGCUGACGACAACGUUAAUCGACGUUUUAUCCAGCCACGCACUGUUGGUUCAUGGAGACGGAUUUUCGGGAGUAUCGACGAACAUUCAUGUCUCACUAAGUCAACGAGCUUCCGUCGGCGAUUUGAUACUGAUCGAGGCUAAGGUCUCCAAACUCUUGGAACCAUUGGCAUUCGUUGAAGUCGAAUUAUUGAGGAAGAAUGGAAUGGUUGAAGAAGUCGUUGCACGUGGUCAACAUACUUUAUUCGUAAGGCCUGGAGUACAUUACAGCAAAAGUUGAGGAUAAUAAAAUUUAUGCAUGCUAAAAUUGCAGUAAGUAAUUCGUGAAUUGGAUAUUAAGUUCUUGGUGAGAAAUUUCUAAGAAAAACAAAAUAUAAAUACGUCAGAUGUCGAUUAUCGAAAAAAAUUGUUAAUAUUUUGAUUGCGGUUUUUGGCUCAUUAUCCACAGUUAUCUUCAAGAUGUAACGAUAAUAGAAGAAGUAGAAAUUUUUCAGGUUGUUGAGCGAGAAAAUUUUCAUUUGUCUGGUUCUUUAGGUGCCAUUUUAUUCAAGCGUAAUUAAUCAAACAUUGGAAUAAUCAAGUGGAAAAAAACGAUUGGCGACCUGUUGCAAAUCAAAGUGGCGAAAAAACAUAUUGAUUAUUUUUCUUUUAUCACCAUUUUGAUUUGCAACAGGACACCAACGGAUUUUUGCCGUCUUGAUUAUUAAUAUUUUUGACUAAUUACACUCAAAUAAAAUGGUACCUAAAGAACAGAACAAAUAAAAUUGACGCGCUUAUUUUGACCUUUCUCUGUUCUUUGAUGUAAUUUUUCUUAAUUUUCACCACCGAUGCCGGUUUUACGUAUCUGAAUUUCUGAGGAGGUCAAUUCACAUUUAGUUUAUCUUCUUUUUGACCUGAUGACACCGAUAAAAAUUUCUAAAUACACCCUACAAGGUCGAGAAAAAUACCCUUAAGAAAAAAAAUAAUAGAAGAAGGAAUCCGUCGCCUCAUCAUCGCUCGCAUGGAACAGAAAUGAGGCUGCGGAAGAUCGAUUUCUCAUUUGCAGACUUAAUUAUCUGGGAAACUCGGCAGCGUAAAUCCGAAUGAAAGUCGUUCGCUCGUUAUUUUAAUUCGGAUUAUUCGGUAACCACCUACCAACCUUAUUAUACACGUCCUCAAAAGAUUCGCAACCUGACGACCCUUAGAGAACGAGCCGAGCUGGUUCUCCUCGAUGAUGAGGUGCGAAAUGACGGCUAACGAAAAUUUCUCAUGGGAGAUGCUGCUCCCUCGGAUUCUACGUUGCAGGUAACUCUUCGUAGAAUCAGCAAUGGUGUUAAUUAAUCCCAAAUAUAACGUAGACUCCGUGAUAAUGAGUAAAAAUAAGUUUGCAUUCGAUUUUCCUCUAUAGUCGGGUCUCCCAGUUAUUUCAAACUUGUGUAAUUCCAUUUGUACCAUGAAAUUGUACUAAUAAAUUCGACGUACGGAAUCCCUUGA